AUGACAUUGUACCCGCGUGCACUAAGCUUCCGAUUCCGGCGUGGGUACUGCGCCGGGGCCGCGCGCGGGCCGGCCGCCCCGGUACGUUGUGCUCGACGACCGGUCCGGCCGCGGCGUCUCGAAAUGCCGACGGUCGGCCGGGACGGCGUCGUAAAGCCGGCCGCGCGCCACGACGGAUCGGCACGGAAACAAGGCCGCGCCACCGUUAUCGGAACGAUUCCGGUCGGCCGCGGAAACCGACGGUCGCCGUUCCGAUUAGCCGUUUCGAAAACUGGCGGUACCGUGGCGGCGAACGGGAACAAAACGGUGAUUGCGUUAGCACUCGCUGCCGCGGAAGAAGACGGGAAACAAUUAAUGUGCAACAAAAAAAAAAAAAAGACCGAGGGUUCGUGA
Messenger RNA from Cinara cedri, 393 nucleotides. The record is from the annotation of a GenBank genome assembly. Lineage: Eukaryota; Metazoa; Arthropoda; Insecta; Hemiptera; Aphididae.